Sclerotinia borealis F-4128 is the source of this 1488-nucleotide messenger RNA. NCBI's taxonomy places the organism in Eukaryota, Fungi, Ascomycota, Leotiomycetes, Helotiales, Sclerotiniaceae. The record is from the annotation of a GenBank genome assembly.
AUGUCUUCCUUCUACAUCGGGAAGACAAUUCUAUUUCAUCAAUCGGUAGCAACGACUGCGAGGCAUUUUACCUUCAGCGUGUUCCAAGUGACGUUGAGUGCACUUGGCGUGAAAAUUUUACCUCCAGGGCAACAGCUCCGACUUAGGACCAUCAAAGGCUUCCCAACAGCAUUGCCACACUCGCCACUUCUAAGUAUUUCUCGACGAGAGAGCGAAGAUCGGCCUUCAAAUUUCUUCUCACCUGCACAUCGUCUCAAUUUAUCUAUGGCGAGAGUAAGUCCCGAGUACCGUACUUCUUCUCCUGAGUACCGGCCUCAGGAGAGAGUAAAUUCUGAGUACCCGCCGCGUUCUCCUUCUCCUGGUCAUCAGCCCCAGGAGGGUGUAAGUCCCGAGUAUCGGCCACGCUCUCCUCUCCCUGAAUAUCAGCCUGAAGAAAGAGUCCACCGAGAAGCUACCAUCUAUAGUUCUUAUGAUCGACUAGAAGGAUUACAAAAGACGGAGCCCUACUUUAAGAGAGAGUUUUUCGAAGUAGUUAUGAACACCACAUCAAAAGAUAGCUUUCCAAACGCCGAGGCUUGUAGCAAAAAGCGUUCAAUUGACGAAGAAGAUGGUCCACCACCGGCGAAGCGACAUGCAGGUGGCUCUUAUCAGGAGAAUGAUGUAGCUUCACAACAAAUUCAACUCGGUGGUUCAUCAAUUCCUGGUAUUACAAGAAUGCAGGUUAGCAAAGAUAGCAGAAUAACCCUGCCGGAGAGCGUUGCGAAUGCGACUGUCGAAGAAGAUGUCAAGCCGGACAUUCAUAGUCAUCCAUUUAACGCAUACGACUAUGACCAAGACUACUAUGGCGCGUCGCCACAGCCGAGGGCAUCUGCUAGUUUGGGAGGUGCUCGAAGACAAAGACAGCCAUCCCCGACGCCCAUAUAUGCUAUGAACACUCCAUCCAUUAGGAGAUAUCUCAGCUAUACAGAUGAGGACAAUAACGAAGUUCUGAUGUCUAGAGAGCUCCGUCCCCUUGGUUCUCCUAUUCAUUUUUCUCGUUGGGAAGAGGAGGCUGCUCACAAUGCAAAUGGCGAGCACUCAUUGAGCCCGGCACCUACUCAUGUCAACCGUGCAGAUGCAAAAUCAGUUACUCUUUCAGCAGAAGGAGAAGCCCCAGUAAAUAUUUUUGAAGAGCUGGGCGCCCGUGACAAUACGAUUGGCAAGGUUCAAAAUGACAUUGCAUCACUGAAGAACGAAACUUCAGCACACACAGAUCAAGUUACAGGAUUGAUCAAUAGCGUUGAAAGCCUGAGAGAAUCAGUCAGAGAGCAAAAAGACGAAAUUGCAGCAUUGAAGCGUGAAGUUGCGGGAACCAAGAACGAGGCUACAGGACUGCAGAUGGAAGUUACAGGAUUGAAGGACAAGGUUUUGAGACUCGAGCAUGAAGUCGUCAAGUUGGAGAGAGACGCUUUGAGAAAGGAGGUAGAAGAGUUGCGAAAAAGAGUCUGA